Chilo suppressalis (striped riceborer) is the source of this 6325-nucleotide messenger RNA. The record is from the annotation of a GenBank genome assembly. Lineage: Eukaryota; Metazoa; Arthropoda; Insecta; Lepidoptera; Crambidae.
AAAUAGUGGGACAUGCCUCGUUUACCUAAUACAACAUUUUUUUUUACUUUUACAAGAAUCUUUUUUUAUACAAAAGGGUGCGUACGAGCUGACGGCUCACAUGAGAGUAAGUGAUCACCGUCGCCCAUUAACACCAGCAACACCAGGAGUACCAUAAAUGAGAUGCCAUCCCUUGAAGAAGGAGUACGCCCUUUUUUGAAGGUUUUCAGGUCGUAUUAAUCCGGAGACACUGCUGGAUGAAUGUAUUCCACAGUUUUGUCGUACGUGGUAAAAAAUUUCCACAAAAUCGCAAGGUUGUGGUUGGCCACAUAUCAAGAUAGUGUGGAUGAAAAUUUUGUCGCGAUGUUACUAUAGCGAAAAGCAGCUAUUAAUCUGAACAAUUCUUCUGAACACUCCUCGUGAUAAAUGUGAUAGAAGAUGCAGAGCGAAGCUACAUCUCUACGCAAAGCCAAAGUAUCAAGCAUAGCGGAAAAGUUCUUGUUAUCGACAAUUCGAGCUGCCCGGCGCUGGAAGCGAUCCAGAAAGAGAAGCUGGUACUUAAUAGCCCAAAAUCUCUUAUAUUUACACUAAAAAAACUACAGCUCAAUAUCCAGAUAAUGUUUCCUUAAAAUUGAUGUGUCGUGAACUUCGACAUGUUGUAUCCUACUCUACGACAUUAGUAACAAUAAAAGUUAGAGUAGGGCGGACCAUGACGACAAUCACGAAAUAUCUAAUAUGAUUUAGUAUAAUACACAGGCACAGUAUAGUCGCCGUUACGAGAAAUCGUAAAUUUUGAAAAUAAACAUUUAUACGUGUUCGAUAAAUAAAUUAAUAAAAAAGGUAAAAAGAACCUAAGGUUCGCGCGCAUCAUGCUGGGCCGCAGCGCAGCUUAAAAUGCUUUGUUAGCACAUAAAGGUACAAUUCCGCAAUGGGCUGCAGGCAGGCGACACUGCGGCUAGCGCCUGCAGCUGACCGAGCAGUCUAUGCAUUGUGCAGCCGCGGCGUGUCGCCGCGCUCGGAAUCAAUUUCAUAGAGAUUCAUAGAAAGUAGUAGUGUCGCCUGUAGUCUGCAGCUGCGGCCUGUGGUCUGCGGUUCAGUUCGGAUUUAUAACUUUAGUGAUGAGCCGGGCAAGCAUUGACAGAUUUCGGGUACAGUGUACUACAAGACGUCCUUGUAAUUUUAUUCACUCCAAUCCGCUUACUAUAAGUAAGUAAUAGCAGAAGAUCCGAACCUACAUCGACCUUUAUCGAUCUGAUAUUAGAAUGAAACAUAUCAUGAAUUUAGUAUAUCAAAAAAUAUAAAAAAUGGGUGGUUUAAAAAUCCUGGACAGACUAUUUUUAAUUAUUUUUUAAAUUAAUAUUUUUAAUCAAAUGUUGAAACAUCAAGACAAUAAGAAAAUUUUGUCCAAUAACAACAUCGACAUACCUAUUUAUAGUAACCCAGUAGUUCGCCCAGGUAAAUAAAAGACAACCCAACGGCUGCAUAUUUUAUACGUUUUAUACUGUAAGUCAGGACAAAAUUUCUUUGUUAUCUUAAUUCUAAGUAGCGCUGCUCGUUGGUACCUAGUACCCCGAUUUUACUUUAACUUUAUACCAUUAAAAAUCUUUGCUGUUGUACCAAAAUUUGUCAAAUAUGUUAUUUUUGAUUUAAUGAUUCUUGUUACCGCGACUAUAAAGCUCAUCAAUACAAAAUUUUAUGUUGUCUAAUGUUAAAAAAUAUAACUAUCCUAUAAAUAGAAAGUGGAAAAGAUUUAAUCGAACGAAAAAUAUUUUGUUUAUAUGCUGUUCUGCUAUUGAUACAUUAUAUUCAGGAUGUUAAAUAUCGUUAUAGCUAAAUUGAAGCUCUACGAAUAACAGAUAUUGUUUGUCGCUUUUUAUAUGAUAAGGAAAGAAAUAUUCUUUUAAAAUAGCCCAAUAUCCAUCAAUUCCAUUUUAUAUACAAUGUUCUUAAUUUUAGUUAGUUAUUGCUUUUUUCAUAACGAAACUGCGCUGUAAAUAUUUUCAUAAUUUAAUCUGAUUUUCUAACAAUUUUAUCACAAUGUUCUAAACUCCAUUUUAACCCAUACUUUAACCCAAAUCAGCGUGCGUGAUAUGUGGAGAAAUAUUAAGUAGUUUUUUUAAUCAAAAUAAUCAUAUUAUAUUGGUAUUUAAUUAUAAAAUAAAUAAAACCAUUUAAAUAAUUAACUAAUUUAGGAAUAUUUCCACCUUAAUAGCUUUCAGUUUCAAGGUAGGAUUAAUUAUUUUUCUUACUUCUAUGUGCUUCUAUUACAGUUACAUUAGAGUUUAUGUAGAAAAUAAUUAAUAUCCGAAUAAUAGGCAUACAUCAACGCGCAUGAUCACUUAAUUUCAUUUUUUUAUAUCUAUGUUAAGAAAUAAGAAUAUCAAGUUUAUACAAAUAACGAAGUCAGAACAUAAUCACGGUCAAUAACCAAUUUACAGAGUGUGAACUUGGCCGCUCGAUUACGUAUCCAUGAAUGUACGAGUAUAUUUUUAAUUGGAAUCACGAUACACAAACGCUAAAUAUUGUGUAGGAAAGUAAAAUCUACGUACUAAAAGAGAGGCAUAAUACAAGGACAACCCGUCAAGGGCAUUCACACUAAUUGCUAAAUUGUCAAUCAUGAUUUUUAAAACGGUGUACAAUUUUUUUCACUGUGUUCUAAAAAUCUUGAUUGACAAUCCAGCAAUUUAUAUGGUUGUCUUUACACUGUAUUGUACACAAAUUGUACGUCAAGUUUUUAGAACAGUGUAGGUGACCCAUUUUAUACACUGUACUAAAAAUAUAAAUGUCUGCAGAUUUUUAUUCAACAUAAAAGCUUGGAAGAGCUUUUUGUAGGUAGCCGGCGUUAGUAAUAGCUGAAGUACGAGUAUGCAAACACUUGGCCAGCUUUUAAAUGUACCAUCUGUUGGUUAACUGUUAUUUCAUGACUACUUACUAAGGGACUUACUUGUUAAGGGACUAUAAUAAUAUUAGAAAUCAUGAUUUUCAACUGGGCGGACAUAAUUUCCUUACUUUAAUACAAUAUAAAUAGAACUUAACCGAUAUUUGUGCACAACUCUUUGAAUUAAUUUUAGAUUACAAUAUUUUUUAUUGAUAACAUUGUACAGUAUAUAUUACACAUUUUAAUGUAAAUAAAAUUAUUAUUUUUUCGGGGGCAUUAUUAGUCCUGUAUUAAAAAAUAAAUAAUAUAUUGUUGAGUUUGCUGAAAAGUAUAAUAUAAUAUUUGUUUCUUAGAUUUUCACGUACGCUACUCAUGAAAUAAAACAAGUUUCAACGGUAUAGAUGCACUGAUUUAUUUCUUUAUUGACGUUUCGCAUCAUUUUUAGUAUUCGUCGUCUGAAUUAUGAUUUUAUUUACUUGUCGAGCUACCUUCGAAAGUCUUUCAACAGUGCAUCUAUACCGUUGAGCAUAAAAAAAUGUUAGUAUUUUAAUUAGUAAAGCUACAAAAAUUAUUACCCGUUUGAUUUUUGAAAAACUUAUGAAAUUUUAAGACAAAUGAGAGGUGUCUACUAUCAUGUUCAUGUACAGACGUAUAUUAUCAAGUGGAAUUAUCAAGUCAAACGUUCCAAAUUAGAGUAUUGAAUUUAUUCGAUAAGGUAAGGUAUUUAUGUGAUUUACUUUUGUCAAAUGCGUUUGUAACAAUAAUACCAAUUUGUUAUAAAACUUCAUUAAUUUUUAGUGGUGAUUAGGUCUCGUGUCCACGUGACCUAAUCAGACCUAAUACGACUGCAACACGGAUCUGACUUAAUUGCUGACAAGAUAUAUUUGUUACUUCCAUAGUAAACUUACGAAUUUAAAUUUUAUAAAACCUACUACGCCAAAAUAUCGUAUAUUAAUUUGGUAAGUUUACUUUGGGUGCAUAAACAUAAAAUGCAGAUUCAAACAAUCCGACUUUUGGAACCGUCAUUGAUAAAAUUGUGUGACUUUUCCCUAGUGUUAAGUACCCCAUUAUGUGCAGUUUUUUAAUUAUAGAUUUUUACUAAAAAAGCAGAUUCGUAAAUUUUGCCGUAGAUGUGACGUGAGUUAUUUAGCUGGAAUGCAAACGAAAAAGACAAAUGGCUGACGAGCCACUUUUUGGCAAAAAGAAGUUUUAUAAUUGCAAUAGCAUACAAAAACAAAGUACAGUGCAUAGAUAUCCCAUGCUGGAAUUUUUGAAGCGGGAGUGGAACCAAAAUAUAAAUUGCGCCUUCUGGUUGUUUUCCAGUCUAGGAUAGUAAAAUGUGGACAAGGCAUAUUGGAACUUUUUUAGUAUAGCAGCCGGUCACUUAAAAUUUCCACAGAAAACUUUAGACCUAACCAAACUGAGACUGAGUAAAAUAAUAAUCUAAAGCUAUAAAAUCUACAAUCUACUAUACAAUAAAGUAUGCUCCAAUCAUAGCAUAUUUUUAAGUUUCUUAUAAACAGUUUUUGUUUUCAUUAUAAAUGUCUCUUUUUGUUUUACAUUAUUUUCGAUGCACUCUUUAGCAGCUGGCAAAUAUUAUGGUUUUCUGUAGUUCAUUGUCUACUAAGAAUGAUUUAAUUGGAGUAACCAUCUUAAAGAAUUAUAAUUAUUUCAUUUAGAUGCUUUUCAAACCAUAAUUAUCACCACAUUUUUACUUAAAACUAGUUACAAUCUGUCACUUCUUUAAGAACUACAACAACGCUUUGAUAUCUGCAAAGCUACAGAAUUCAACCAAAUAAAUUUAUAUAGCAAUAAAUUUCUUUCAGAACAUUUUCAAUUAAUUAACAAACCUUUGUUUCGUUUCAAUUUGUAGGAAAGGUAGAACCUUGUGUAUAAUUGUAUUAUAAAGUUAUUGAUGACAUGACACAGUACAGGUACUUGCAUUUCUUUAAUUACCUAUUGUUAAUACAAAAUUAUGAAAAUUACCUUUUCUUCGUCCAAAGCUAUAUAAAAAAGAAUUUAUAGUAUGUACAUUAUAUUUUAUGGGAUCUUUUUAAAUUUUUAUAAUAUUAAAAAUUACGUCCUUUUUAAUUUUAUUUAUCUUAAAUUUAAUUAAUCAUAAAUAAAAAUACCAUUAUCAUUACUUAAGUUUUCCUUAAACAACUUUUAUUAUAUUACUACUAGUUGUUUUCAACAAUUCAAUUAUAUACAACUUUCGCGAACAUUAAUGUUAGCUAGGUGUCGCGCCGCGGCUAUGUCUGAACUUCGUGCGCACACACCCCUGUUCACCACCGAAAUGUUCGAAGACGAGGAAGUACUUGUGGGAAAUCCAAAUGGUCGCUCGCAGAAUAUCCUACUUGGAUCCAAAUCUGCAGCGGGCGUUGGCAAAUUGCUAAGUUCUGCUAUAGAUUUUUUAUCAUAGUUACACGGUAUUAUGUCGGGAUCUGUCUCUUCUAUAUCUCCGUCCAUUUUAAGCUCAUAUUGGCUACAGUAGUCUACUUUUGGAGAGCUACAGUAUGUGCUCAUGUGGUCUUGUUUCGAAAGCGAGUCUACGCUUUGGUCAAUAUAAAUUGCCGCAGUUGGCGGUUGUUUGUCUCUAUCGAGUCUUCUGGCUGUAUGUCGCCUAUACAGUGCUGUGAUGACCCCACAUACACCGGUACAUAGCAGUGCAACCACUGCCAGCAAAGAUGCCAACAUUGGUGACAGUGGCAACUGAGUACUCAUACCUGUAUAUUUAUCUGGUGACCUUAAUGCGACUGAGUACAAUGAGAUAAUUUCGCUUCUUCCCUUUGCAUUCGCUGCGUAUACGAUGAGUGAAUAACUGCGGCGGGUGUCUAGGCCUGGCACCUCAAAAGUAGGCAUUUCAUUCGAUGAUAAGUUUGCCCGUAUGACCGAAGUAGGCAGCUCGUAGACUUCGAGGAAGAAUUUUUGGGGCAAGCCACCAUCAAAACCGGGUUCGCAUGUGACAUGCAGCCCAGCAGCGCUGUGGUUCAAUACCGUACAAUUCUGUAACGGCAUAGGGUGUCCAGCAGCCACAAGCUUAUAAAGGCAGGGGACCUCUUGUUUUCCCACAAAAUUGCUCGCGAUACAUAGCACUGUCCCAAAGUCCAUAUCAGACGUCGGGGUGAAGCGAAGAGUUGAUGUGAAUCCAGAUGUUGUGAACAAGUUGACCGGUAUUUGAGUCUGCUCCCCGGAACUGUUGAAUAUCCAAUUGAAGCUCGUCGGCGGUGGACUCGAGUCCACGGCGCAGCGCAGUUGCACCGUUUCAUGCUUCAACGCUCCGUAUACCGCGGUGUCGUUCAUGAUGUCACACAUUGGAGCAUAUCUUAUCUGCAAUGAAACAGGAUUGCUGGAGGUACUGCCUUCGCUGUUGAAAGCAUGGCAGCUGUAGUCGCCAGCCUCUAACCUGCUCACGCUCUGGAGCACCAGGCUUUGGUCACUCAAUAUGAUUCCCGCACUAGCGUUGUG